AGCAGAUGAGGCGGAAGGUCACCUGACGUGUGAAAGCAAAACAAAGUUGUGGACUGAAACCGCUUGACGUUCCACGGCCCACUGGUUCGCCCCUAAAUCAACACAACUGUUCUCCUCCAGAUCUAGAUGAUGUCCUAGGGUUGGAGGAGAGAGAUUGAUCAGGAUGGCUGGGAACGUGAAACAUGUCGUGAACAUGGCCAACUCCAUAGUCGGAGUGUCCAUUCUCUCCAUGCCUUAUUGUUUCAAGGAGACAGGUUUGGUGUUGGGGAUAUUGUUGGUGCUGCUGAGUGGACUGGUCACAAAGAAAACCUGCAUGUUCCUUAUUCGAUCGGCAAUCAUGGCACGCAGAAGAAGUUACGAAUUUCUCGCAUUCCACGUGUUUGGAGUGAGUGGAAAGUUGUUUGUAGAGCUGUGCAUGAUUCUCUUCCUCAUUGGGAUCUGCAUAUCCUUCCAUGUUGUGAUGGGUGACUUGGCACCAGCCAUUGUUGCCAGAUUAAUGGAUAUAGAAAAUUCGCCGUCGCUUCGCUGCACUCUUCUCAUUGGAAUAUCAUUACUGGUGGUGUUACCGUUGUGUUUACUGCGUAACCUGGACAGCCUAGCAUCCAUGUCAGCCUGUUCAAUUGGGUUCUACUUCUUGCUCAUCCUUGUUAUCUUGUAUCAUGCCUUUUCUAAAUUGAUGGAUGGGUCGUGGUACCACAUGGCUGAACUGUUUCGACCAUCGGGGGCUCUCCAUGUUCUUCCCAUCUGCAUGCUUGGUCUGUCUUGUCAAAGUAAUGUGUUUGAGAUUUAUGACUCCAUACCAGAUCCUGACGUUCCCAAGAUGAGAUCAGUGGUUAAUCAUGCUGUCAAUCUCUGCUGUGCUCUCUACAUAUCUGUUGGCUUCUUGGGAUAUGUGGCCUUUGUUGAUCAAGAUUUGGCUGGCAACGUCAUCCUCAGCUUCCCGAACUCUCAGAUGACAGAAGGGAUUAAGGUGUUCUUCACAGUGUCCUUGGCUAUAAGCUUCCCAUUAAUGAUUUUCCCGUGUCGGACAUCGAUCCACUCGCUUCUAUACCGCAGACUGCACGUGCAAAUUGAUGCUUAUAGCAGUGUUUCGCAAGAGAAUAAUCCAUCUAGUUUUGACUUGGUAGGGAAUUACAUGCCAGAGUCACGCUUCAAGGGCAUCACUAUUGGCAUCUUGACCACUAGUUUGAUUGUGGGCAUCCUCAUCCCAAAUAUUGAGUUUGUGUUGGGGCUUCUCGGGUCAACGAUGGGGAUGCUGAUUGCGCUCAUUCUUCCUUCACUCCUCUUUAUUAGAGUCAACUCCAAGGCCUCGGCAGAACGACUUCUUGCUCAGGGUAUCAUGUUAGUUGGUGUAGUGCUGAUAGUUACCGGGACAUACCUCACCUUGGCCCACAUCAACCAAGUCCAGACGGAACCGCAAGUGCCAGUCGUCAAAGACUUGGUCAAGAAUGGCAUUGAUCCUAACCUACCAAAUAUUGAAAGAAACGUAGCUGAUGAGGGGAAAGUUGGAGCAGAGGCUCGUAUUGGUGACUCGGCUACAAGGAGAGAACCCGUUGCCCCCGAACCUCCACCUGAAGGGAUUGAAAGGAAGGAUGAGCCAGAUGAUGCCAAUCAGGUUUUGAAAGCUCAAGACAAAACAGCAGACUUGAAGGAAACUAAAGAUGAGAAAGAAAAUGUUGCUAACUUAAAUAAAAUGGAGGUAAAAGAAGUGAUUGGUGAUCAGCAAAAGUUAGAGAAUGUAAGAGAUGAGAAAAAUGGAGGAGAUACUCUGCACCCAGAUGCUAUUAAAAAGGAAGAGAAAGUCAAUAAAGAAGAAGGAAAUGAAAUUAAGGAAGUGGAAAAGAAACAGGCUGAGUUACUGGAAAUAAUUGAGGUGCAAUUCAAAGAACAGAAGAAAAUCAUAGCGGAACAGAAGCAAAUUCUUCAAGAACUCAAAGACCAAAAAGCAAUGCAAAAGCCAGAAGUGAAAAUUCAAGAUGACAGUGGUAGAGUUGCGGCAGAUGUGAAACCUGCUGCCGAAAUCUCCAAUGUUAAUCUUGCAGCUGUACAUCCUGAAGGUGAAAAUCUUGGUGAAUCGGCAGUUAUAAAUUCUGACAAGAAAUCUGGUUCUGGAAAUAUUGUUGUGGCGCCUCUGAACCCCGAAGUUGCCAACCCUGCUGCUGGUAAUCCCGGAGCUGUGGCCCAGGUCAAAGAGAAUUUGGGUCCGUCUGUGCUUAGGGCUGGGAAUAAUGUACCAAAAGACGUUUUGGAGCCAGCUGUAUUUUCAAAGAAUGUUCCUGCAGGAGAGUUGAACAAAAUAAUUGCUCCACCAGCACAGGAAAAUCAAGCCCAACUACCAGGUAAGGUAAUUCCUCAGCAAAGUUUUAACUAUAAGGUAAAAGAAGCAAAGGAUAUUAAAAUAUCCCUUCCAAAUUAUCCCAUUAGUGGCAAUCACAUGCCAGAUGCUGGUUCUCUCGUAAAUAUUGCAAUUAAUCCCGAAAAUUCAGCAAACAAAGUUCGACCAGCAGCUUUAGUGAGCCAUGACAAUGAACAAGCUAUGGACCAUGAUGUAGGCAAGCUUCAAGAGAAACUCCCACCUGCUGGUCAGCCCCCACUCCCAGAUCAGUCACAACCUGUACUCGCAGGAGUUAAGUCACACGUAAAGCUCGGGGACCUAGCACCACAAGAUCAGCUGUCUGCUUAUCAGCCAAAGAAUGAAGGCCCAGCUCUGGGACCUCAGUCACAGGAUAAACUUAAAGUUUCUGUAUAUCAGUUAAAGAAUACUCCGGAUGUUGUUCCCAAGGAAGAAUCACUGUUGCAACAGGGAAGAGAUAUUCCUCAAGCAGUGGAUAUCAAGAAAGCACCUAUUCCUAAAGGUAACAAUAAGCAAGCAAACAUAGGAAGACCAAGUGCAAUGCCAGAUACUAUACCAAAAAUGGAAAAUCAUGGAUUACUAUCGGUUAAUAAUAAGGAAAAUAUUUUGCCAUCUGAAAAUGGGAAGAAAACAAAUCACGAUGAGGAAAGACGAAAACGUCAGGCUGACACUAAUUACUUUGUUGAUCUUCCAGAAGUUGAUCUGAAUAAAGAGAUAAAGCCACUUGACACAGUGGAUGUAGCUUAUGACACCCGCCACCUCCUGUGGAACAGUCGAUCAAGGAGGAAAAGGAGAAGGAAUGACAGGGGAAGGGAGGAUGACUAUUAUUGGGAUGAAACAUAAUGUGUAAUUAUUAUAUGCUUUCUAAAUUACAAAAGUCUUUAGUUAAUCAAUGUAAAUAUUAUCCUUUAUUCAAUUUAUUUGUUUAUUUAACAUUGUAUACUUGGUUCAAAGUUAAUAUAUAUAAAAUAUAUAGUAAUAUUAAGAUAAGUGGUAAAUUAAGUAUACAUCUAAAACAGUUUAAAUGAACAGUGUAUGAGAAUCUUUGGAGCAGAGAAGUUGAAUCCAACUCACAUCCUAGGUCACCGCAGAUGCACACAUUACCUAUUGGACCAUGAUGUGCUAAUAGCAACACAACUUCAAGUCCACCCGAACUUACAAGAUGUUUGAAAGCACCCAGCUGGUAUUGAAUCCAUUUUUUACAUGUUGUCUGUAUACACACUGUAGGUAAUGAAACUCUCCACCACUUAAUCCCAUCAAAUACGCAAUGUAAUCACACUAGCAUGAUCUUCUCGGAUAUUACACUAUUGUGAUUUCACUGUAAACAGUAUAUUUAUUAUUAGGUCACCAGCUAGUACUUUUUCUGUUACAAAUAAGCAAUAUAACACUUAAUAUUUAUACACAAUUUGCACUGUACUCGUCUAGUUGUACUUGCCUAAUGGUGCUUGUGGGGGGGAUGAGCUCUGGCUCUUUGGUCCUGCCUCUCAACUCUCAAUCAACUGGUAUGACUACCGGUGCAUUUUAUUUAAUAAUCCAAUUCAUUAGCACUGAAAAACGCACACGUGUCUUGCCAGUUCACUCCAGAACAUAAUUUAAUUGGGUUAAAGUGAGUGAAAGACUUAUCCUGCCUUCAAAUUUUAUGCAUUCUUUUUAUUCAGUAUUAUGUUAUGGAUGAAACUCUGGUUGUAAUAAUAAUUAUUUAAGUAAAAGUACACUUUGCUGUAAAAAUA
Molecule: messenger RNA, 4083 nt
Organism: Procambarus clarkii (red swamp crayfish)
Lineage: Eukaryota; Metazoa; Arthropoda; Malacostraca; Decapoda; Cambaridae
Source: RefSeq, a predicted model, not a curated record